This is a messenger RNA of Gossypium raimondii (Peruvian cotton), 1129 nucleotides long. RefSeq names its product receptor-like protein 35. The transcript has 2 exons. NCBI's taxonomy places the organism in Eukaryota, Viridiplantae, Streptophyta, Magnoliopsida, Malvales, Malvaceae. Gene Ontology annotation, molecular function: protein binding. The record is from RefSeq and is a predicted model, not a curated record. The coding region runs from base 419 to 1003 and encodes 194 amino acids.
UAUCCUCUCCCCUUAGCCUUCUCAAAUCCCAAAUCCCAAAUCUCAAAUCAAUUUUAAAAAAAAAAGAACCCUUAGUGGUUCCAUCAAGACACUGUUGCUUCCUCUGUUGUUGGCGUUCUUCCACCACAGAGUCACGCACCCAUUGGUCCAUCGUCGUUCGCCACAGUCGCAGCAGGACUAAGAACCCGAACUCAACUCAGGCAAUUUUUUCACCGGCGGUAUCUGGACAUGGAUAUACAGAUUGAAGAAGGUUGAAAGGAUAGACUUGUCGGAAAACUGCCUCUCCGGCCGGAUCCCUGCUCGGAUUUCCAAACUACGAAGAUUGACUCAGUUAAGCCUGUCAAAAAAUGAAUUUUCAGAAAGGAUUCCCAACAUAUAUGCAUUACAAAAGCUCCAGAUAUUGGACCUUGACUCCAAUAUGUUGAUUGGAAGCUUGCCAAAGCUUCCACCAAGACUAAGAACUUUGAGACUGUCCCACAACAAGCUUACAGGGCAUAUCACAUCAUUAGUAAAUCUUGAUCAUCUAAUAUCCGUAGAUGUGAGUGAUAACUGGUUUACAGGACCCAUUAAUAGGGGGGUUCUUGCAUUACCUCGAUUGAGUCACCUCAAUGUGUCCUUCAACCAGUUCACAAAAAUGGAGGUGAACAACUAUUUCGGAAGUGGAUCCCGGCUUCGAACACUUGAUGCGCAAAGGAACCACUUGCGAGGUCAUUUACCAGUUAAAUUAGUGAAUUUUGAGAGAUUAGAAGUAAUUAAUUUAGCCCACAAUCAAUUUACAGGCCAAAUCCCCAUGGCAUAUGGGCAGAGAUUGGGGAGACCAUGGAGAACCCUGUUUUUAGAUUAUAACUUCUUAUCAGGUCGUAUUCCACCGGAGUUUGGCCCCGUCGCCGUGAGGAUCAGAGGCAGCCUUGCAAAUAAUUGCUUGAGCUGCCCUUUAAGGAUCCCACUUUGUAGGGGACAGCAGAGGCAUGCUUCGGCAUGCCAUGGUGUGACUGAUGGAUAAUUCACAAAUAGUGAGAUAGAUAACAAAUUACAAAGUGAGUUUUUAUAUGAUUCCUUUAUUUCUCUGAUUUUAGAUGUUACAAAUGAAUUAUUAUUUACAUAGGAUUAAUAUACUAACAUGUCAAUU